GGACAGACACCGCAUUUUCGUUGCCGCCGCUGGUCCGGCCCUUGGCCAUGAAUGUGAAGGCGCUCAUCCGGCGCGCCAAGGAGGCUCCGGAGGUCAAGGCGAAGCCCUCGUCGAAUGACUCAUUUGAGUCGGAGCCAGAGGCGCUGGGCCUCGCGUGCCUUCCCAGCCCUGCGUGGCGGGAGCUGGGCCUUCGGUCGGCGCAGCUGGCCCAGGAGUGGCUGCCGGAGGCGUCGGAGGCUGCAAUUCUGCGAAACUUGCAGCGCAGGCCCGGGGACUUCGUGGCGCUCCGCUCCAAGCGCACGGCGCGCUUCGGCGGGGACCCGGGCCCGCCCUUCGUCCCAGAGCCGCUACCGGACUGGCUGAACGAGCUGUGUGCCGCCGUGUCUUCGGCGGCUGGUCUUCCGAUGCCCAACCACGUGCUGGUGAACCACUACCAGCCUGGGCAAGGCAUCCUACCCCACACGGACGGCCCGGCCUACAUGCCCUGGGCUGCCAUCCUCUCGUUGGGCAGUGCAGCGGUCUUUGACUUUUGGCGUGACCACGCCCAUGCAGCAAGCGGCGAGGCGCCGGCGUUGUCACUGCUGCUACCGCCGCGCAGCUUACUCGUUUUCUCGGAGGAGGCCUACAGCUGCCAUUUGCACGGUCUGGCGGAGCGCCGCUUCGACCGCCUGCAGGAGGUGGCCAACCCGCCCCAGCCGGAGGUACCCGCCAGCUGGCACGAGCAGCUCAAAGAUGGGUGUCUCGAGCGACAGGAGCGCUACUCCCUGACCAUUCGCCAUGUGCCGUGCGGAGAAAGCAGGGGAUGCGAUUCGAGCGCCGAUUCAUCGCCACCGGAGCGGAACUUGUGCCACUAGAGGGUGUGAGAGCGG
Effrenium voratum is the source of this 869-nucleotide messenger RNA. The record is from the annotation of a GenBank genome assembly. NCBI's taxonomy places the organism in Eukaryota, Dinophyceae, Suessiales, Symbiodiniaceae.